Amphibalanus amphitrite is the source of this 3638-nucleotide messenger RNA. Its product is annotated as zinc finger protein 2-like. The coding region runs from base 115 to 1134 and encodes 339 amino acids. Lineage: Eukaryota; Metazoa; Arthropoda; Thecostraca; Balanomorpha; Balanidae. The transcript is spliced from 11 exons. Gene Ontology annotation, biological process: central nervous system development; regulation of transcription by RNA polymerase II. The record is from RefSeq and is a predicted model, not a curated record. Gene Ontology annotation, molecular function: RNA polymerase II cis-regulatory region sequence-specific DNA binding; histone methyltransferase activity; DNA-binding transcription factor activity, RNA polymerase II-specific. Gene Ontology annotation, cellular component: nucleus.
AUUGAAUUUGAUCCAAGGAUUGAUCCAGAUUGAUUCGUAUCACGUGCGGGAUCAUACUGAUACAAAUUUGAUCGAGUCGGUCCAGUGCUCGAGGCCUCGAGGUGCUGGAGGCCAAUGCAGAGCAACUACGCUGUCAGGGACAGCAUGUCGGAGAGCAAUUCUCUGCUGAUAAUGAAGAAAGAGAUUAAGGUGGAGCUUCCCUCGCCAAGGGCUGAGCGGCCGUCGUCUCCGUCGAUGUCGGACGACGAUCCGUUGUCGGACCGAGCUGUGCGGUCUCUAGUGAAGGAGGAGAAGGUCAGGUCGCCGUCGCCGUCGCCGCCGGAGGAGGAGAUGGUCAGGUCUCGGUCGCCGUCACCGUCGGAGGACUUCAUCGGGUUCACUGAGGUGGACCGUGACAGUGCUCAUUUCGCCUCCAUUGCAAAAACAACUAUGCUGUUGGGGCGCGUGCCGGACUCUCAGGACAUAAAACAAAUAUUUUCCGAAGGAGGUUUUGGCAGAGGUCAGAGCCUCGCUAUAAACUACCGACAAGUGGACGGUCUUGAUGAUGAUAACAUAUUUUGUGAAGUGUGCUGCCGUGAGUGGGAAGGAGACUGUCCGGUCCAUGGACCGCUGAAGGUCAUACCAGAUACCAAGGCCCGACCGGGUAUUGGUGAUCCUGAAAGGGACCUCAAGACUAUACCUCAGUCUCUCAGCUCGGGUUUGUCAAGAAUUCCCGGAUCUAACACCGGAGUAUGGACUGAAAGGGACGUUCCGGCUCGAGUACGAUUCGGUCCCUACGAUGGCACGAUUACCACCGGCCAGCGUCAGGCCAAAACCACGGGAUACAGUUGGGAGAUCAUGAAAGGUCCCAGCGUGCAUCACUCAGUCAACGCCGAGGACUCCAGCUGCAGCAACUGGCUGAGAAGAGUCAACUGUGCCCGCUCUGAGGAAGAACAAAAUCUAACUGCCUUCCAGCACAAGGGUCUCGUUUACUUCAGGACGUCGAAGCCCAUCCCGCGGGGCUCAGAGCUUCUGGUGUACUACGGAGACGACUCGGCCCGGGAGCUGACCGUCCACUCUGAGACGUCUGGGGAGUCUGUGACUUCCUCUCCGGCCGGACCGUCAUCCUCAGGUAUUAGAGGACGUAAACGUUAAGCAGCUAGUGUCGGUUCCGACACGCCCCGUGUCGGGGACGGCGCUCGACCACGUCAUCGUCCGAGCAUCAGACGCUGUUACGACAGCGACCGUCGUUCCAUGCAGCUGGAGCGACCACGACAUCGUCAUCGCCGAGACACCACUCACAAAGGAGCGCCGACGACCGGCCGAGAUCACCGUGCGAUCUACCCGAUCUCUCGUGCCGGACUCGCUGUGUAUGGAGCUGCUCCUGUCAGACUGGGACGCGGUGUACAGCGCGGCCGAGCCGGCGGCUAAGUGGCAGGCCUGGCUGGCGGUGUGGACGCCCGUGCUCGACCGUCACAUGCCAGUCGUCACCAUCAGGCCGCGGCACCCACCCUGCCCCUGGCUAACCGAUAAUGAGGAGGUGCGUGCACUGAUGCGGGAGAGGGACCUGGCCCGCGCAGCACAGCGGGACAACCCGACACCGGAGACGACGGGCGACUACAGGCGGUGCCGUAACGGCGUAAAGCAGGCUAUCGGCCGCGCUAAAGCCAACUUCUUCGCCUCAUCGUACCGCUACGCACGCAAAACGACAUGGAAAGAUAUCCGCCGGUUUCUGAUCGCGCCGAAGGGAGGACUGACGCCUACUGACGCGGCGGGGGUCGAGGCCGGCUGGGCCGACAGACUGAAUGGAUAUUUCGCGUCUGUGGGGCCGAGAGUCGCGGCGGAGUUAGAGGCGACCCAGCGCGACUCGGAGCCCCUCCCCCCGCGCCCGCCGCGCGUGGUGGCCGGUGCCUACCGGGUGAGACCAGCCACGCUGCCGGAACUCUCCGCGGCGCUGGGCAGGAUGUCGUCGUCGAAGGCAUGUGGAGAGGACGGAGUGACUAUCGGCAUGUUACGCAUGACUUGGUCUGUGAUCGCACCACAUGUACUCGAGGUUGUGAACGCGUCACUUGUGUCGGGUGUACUACCAGGAGAAUGGAAGCGUGCCACAGUUGUCCCCAUCCAUAAGUCCGGGAGCACUUCGGAACCUAACAACUACCGGCCUGUGUCUAUUCUUCCGGUGGUAGCAAAAUUAGUAGAAAGUGUCGUCAGCUCCCAGCUAUUGGAGUAUUUGAUAGCACACUCGGUUCUCACUGAUGUUCAGCAUGGUUUUCGGCCGGGGCGCAGCACAGAGUCAGCGAUGCUGGACACGGUAGGAUACCUCAUGGACGGCAUGGAUAAGGGAUAUAUAGGGUGCCUAACAACAGCUGACACAUCAAAAGCUUUUGAUAGUGUGCAACAUUCCAGACUGCUAGAGAAACUUGCCUGGUAUGGCAUUCAGGACCACUGGUUCAGUAACUGGCUUGAAAAUCGUUUUCAGAGGACUAGGGGAGGGGAAACACUGCUAGAAAUCACUCAUGGGGUAAUCCAGGGAUCAUUAAUCGGGCCAAUCUUGUUUUUAAUUUUUACAAACGAUUUACCGUCAUACCUUGAGGAUAGCAAAAUUGUAAUGUACGCCGACGACGUGCAGUUUCUCCAUCAGGGUCAACCGCGUCACAUUUUGGAUCUCCAGCAGAGAGUGGAACACACGGUCAACACAGCUCACCGAUGGUUCACUGCAAACAGCCUAAAAAUUAAUCCUACAAAAACAGAUCUGGUGUUAAUUAAGUCCAAAAGGCGUCAACUGAACCAUAACUUCACGAUCAAUUUCGGCAAUGCUGAAAUUCCUCUGUCACCCGCUGUCAAAGUUCUCGGUAUGACACUGGACAGUAAUCUGUCAUUUGACGCUCAGGUGUCAACCGUUAUUCGUCGCUGUUAUGCUACCAUGGGAGGUCUCGCAAAAUUGGCGCGGUCUCUCCCGGAGGAGGUGAAGAAAAUGAUAAUCGAAUCUUUAGUUUUUCCCCAUUUAGUUUAUUGCAUGUCAGUCUGGGCCGGAUGUGGGACAACUCAGAGGCAGCGUAUUCAAAAGGUUAUCAACCACUGUGCGCAGAUAGUGAAGGGUGUUCCGCGAUCUGCCCAUGUAUCGGCGAUACUGAGUGAAUUGAGCUGGCCGAACGUGGAUGUUUUGGUGGCUGAGCGUGACAUGGCCAUGAUGCACAGCAUACUGUAUAACGACCAAGCGCCGGCCAGUCUGCGUGAGCGCGUUGUGUAUCGCGACACUGUGUCAGUGCGAGACACGAGAGCGACCGAUGCCGGUCAGCUGCAGUUGCCGCGAGUCCGCACCGAGCACGCUCGGAAGUUUUUCAACUCCCGAGCCGCGGCACAGUGGAACAGCGCGCCCGCAGAGAUCAGGGAAGCUAGCACCGCCGCAAAGUGUCGCAGAAUGGCUAGAGAUCAUUUUACUAGAACCGAUUAGAUGGUGAGCAUGAUAUGUGAUAGCGCUCUUUUAAAGGUGUAUAUAUUUUUUUAGAGUUUUUAAUGUCGCUUUGUUUUAACUCGACCAUGUUUUAACUAUACAUAGUUCAAUCGUCUGUGUUCCUGUGUACUGACGCAAAGACGUAAGAGCCACGGUGAGUGGAAGUCUUUAAGAAAUAAAUGAUGAAUGAUGAUGAUGAUGAACC